AUGAAGGGCCUUGUUUUCCGAGGCAAGGGCGACUUCGGCGUCGAAGAGCGCCCCAAGCCGCAAGUGGUCCGCCCGGGCGACGCCGUCGUCAAGCUCGCAAAGUCCACUAUCUGCGGCACGGACCUGCACAUCUUGAAGGGCGACGUGCCGACCGUCGCGCCGGGGCGCAUCCUCGGGCACGAGGGCCUCGGCACCGUCGAGUCCGUCGGGCCCGGCGUCGCCGCGUUCAGGCCCGGCGACCGCGUCAUCAUCUCGUGCAUCACCGCCUGCGCGACGUGCGCCGCCUGCCAGAAGGGGAUGCCCUCGCACUGCGCGACGGGCGGGUGGGUCCUCGGCAACACGAUCGACGGGACGCAGGCGGAGUACGUGCGCAUCCCGCACGCGGACACGAGCCUGCACCGCGCGCCCGCGGGCGUGAGCGAGGACGGGCUGGUGAUGAUCAGCGAUAUACUCCCGACGGCGAUGGAGUGCGGGACGCUGAACGGGAAGGUGCGGCCGGGCGCGACGGUGGGCGUCGUCGGCGCGGGCCCGGUCGGGCUCGCGGCGCUGCUGACGGCGCAGCUGUACUCGCCGAUGAAGAUUAUCAUGAUUGACGUCGACGAAAACCGGCUGAAGGUGGCAGAGUCGCUGGGCGCGACGCAUACAGUCGUGUCGGGGCCGGACGCGGUGAAGAGGGUGAUGGACAUCACGGAGGGCGCGGGUGUGGACACGGCGAUCGAGGCGGUGGGCGUGCCGGCGACGUUCGAUCUGUCGCAGGAGAUUAUCGCGGUCGGGGGCAACAUCGCGAACGUCGGUGUCCAUGGAGGAAAGGUCGACUUGCACCUCGAAAAGCUGUGGGACCGGAAUAUCUCCAUAACCACCCGACUCGUCGACGCAGUCACGUCCCCCACGCUCAUCAAGCUCGUCGAGGCGGGCAAGAUCAAUCCCACUAAACUGACGACUCACAACUUCAAGUUUUCGGACAUCGAGCAAGCAUAUUCAUCCUUCGCCGCCGCUGCAGCGAACAAGGCACUGAAAGUCAUCAUCGACUUUGAAUGA
Molecule: messenger RNA, 1038 nt
Organism: Gloeophyllum trabeum ATCC 11539
Lineage: Eukaryota; Fungi; Basidiomycota; Agaricomycetes; Gloeophyllales; Gloeophyllaceae
Product: alcohol dehydrogenase GroES domain protein
Exons: 3
Coding region: 1-1038 (345 amino acids)
Molecular function (GO): oxidoreductase activity
Source: RefSeq, a predicted model, not a curated record